UGUAUAGGCAUGAUGACCAACGAUUUAGAUUGGCAUUGUUCAUAAUUAUAAUCCAUAUGCAGUUUUAAGGUAUGCAUAUUAUAAUUAUUCAGCAAUAAACAGUAAGGAUUACAUUAGUCAAUUUCACAAUAUAGGCUAUACAAAAGAAUUAAAUGUUUUUCCCGUCUUAAAACAUACCUUUGGUUCAGUCUUUCAUACCAUGAAUUUUAAACAUGGGUUUAAUAAACGAAACUGUCACUGACCGUCAUUUCUUAGUUUUACAGGCUUUGUGGUAAAUGAGGAUAAUCGAAAAUAUUGUAGGUGAUUUCAGUAGCUAAGAUACACAAAACAAGAACGUUUCGAAAAUGUCUACCAAUAAGAAAAUAAUAAGCAAUUCGACCAGAAAUUAUUAUUUUUUUUAAAAAUAGUAUGUAAUAAUAUAUGAGUCUGGGUCAUCUAUAUCUCCAGCAAAUAGGCUAUAAGAAAACCGCAUCGUUUUAAUAAUGCCACAAAAUGUAAUGUGUCUAUAUCGUUAUUUUAUAACGAACAACCAACAUAUUCGCAACGGGAUGUUCUAAUUGGAUGCAAAAAUCUUUAACUAAUGCCUCUCAUUCGAAAACGUCUGUGUGAAAUAAUCGACAGAGAAAGAAAAAAGAAACAGAGCUCGGAGAGAGAGGGAGUGGGAGAGCCAGAACAGAAGGAAGGAACAAUAGAGAAUCAAAGCAUAAUGAUAUUCCUAAAUGAAGAGGGAAAUGUUGCCGCGCUCAUUUUAUUAAUCAGACUGUCAAUUUCACCCCAGAGGCCAACCCCAGGAGCCAUCUAAAACAGACUCCGAUCAGAAGCUGCUCUCCUCACUUCUCCUCUCUCUCUCCACCUGGAUAUACGCGUCUGGCCGAUCAAGGGCCGACUCUAUCAACCGAUGACAGUCUCUCUCCUAUUUAUUUGCUUAUAAACCUGUUACAAUAAAUGAUCAUUCGAGCCGCGUCACGCGCACCUUUAACGACGAAGGCGCAAACCACUUUUUGAUGAAUGACUUUCUGGACCAGAGAGGAUGCGCGGGUCAUUUUGAGCAGUCAUUCGUUGCCCGCACUGGCAUUCCUCUGUUUUUUGCUUCCAGCUCAUAAAGGUGUUAUAUUAUUUAGAGGCGGCAGCUGAGCUGAAUGCGGAUUAGAUCCGCCACCAGUCAUCGGAGCACCAGCCCUGGGACUUUGGAUUUUUUUUUUCCCUGCGCGACUUCAUGAUGGAGAGGAUAAGAAAAGAAAUGAUUCUGAUGGAAAGGGGACUACACAGUCCAGUGGCAGGAAAGAGGCUCUCCAACCUCUCUGACUCGGCCGGGAACGCGGUGCUUGAGGCCCUGGAAAAUUCCCAGCACGCAGGUCGCCUCAGCCCGAGAAUAACUUCCGCCUCGCUGCAUGGCGGGCUCGGGGAUAUUCCCAGCAAAGGCAAGUUCGAGAUAGACAGCUUAUUUGGAAACCACCACAGCGACAAUACCUCGUCCACAGAAGUGUCGUCCUCCGAAAGCAGGAAGAAAAUAAACCUGUAUCCUGAAGUUUCUCCAGACUCCGAUAUGAACAGCGAUGUGGAAGUGGGCUGCCCGUCUCAUCGCUCACCGGGCAGCAUCAGCCAACAGAAGGAAAACAAUAGCAAAGGUUUUUCGGACAGUAAUUCAGGAGCCUCCAAUACAAGCUCAUCGUCUCUAUCGAAUCUCAACGGUAAUUCCAUGGGAAACUCCAGCAGCUCGAGCUCGGACCAAGUGAGGAGGUAUCGGACUGCGUUUACCCGGGAACAAAUUGGAAGAUUGGAGAAAGAAUUUUACAGGGAAAACUACGUCUCGAGACCCAGGAGAUGUGAAUUGGCCGCAGCGUUAAAUUUACCCGAAACAACAAUAAAGGUGUGGUUUCAGAAUCGACGAAUGAAGGACAAGCGGCAGCGGCUUGCCAUGUCCUGGCCACAUCCCGCCGAUCCCAGCUUCUACACCUAUAUGAUGACGCAUGCGGCCGCCACCGGAAGUCUGCCUUACCCUUUUCAUUCCCACAUGCCACUACACUAUUACCCCCAUGUCGGUGUCACGGCAGCAGCUGCUGCGGCAGCCGCCUCAGGAGCCGCUUCUUCACCUUUUGCUACCUCUAUCCGUCCCCUUGAUACAUUCCGUGCGCUUUCUCAUCCAUAUUCGCGCCCGGAGCUGUUGUGUAGUUUCCGACAUCCAGGACUGUACCAGUCACCCGCAGGUUUAAACAGCUCCGCGGCUGCGUCAGCGGCGGCGGCGGCCGCGGCGGCCGCUGCAGCGGUCAGUGCGCCUUCAGCUGCGGGGCCAUGCUCGUGUCUCAGCUGCCACAGCAGUCAGGCUGCCAGCGCCCUGGGCUCCAGGGGCACCAGCUCUGAUUUCACCUGCACGGCGACCGGGCAGAGGUCUGAGAGCGGAUUUUUGCCAUAUUCGGCAGCGGUUCUCAGCAAAACUGCGGUGCCCUCACCGGACCAGAGAGAAGAAAGCGCGCUCAAUAGAUAGCUUAGUACCGGCAUACACUCUUUUAUUUGAAGCACAUGUAAUUUAUUGUUGUUAUUAUUAUUAUUGAUAUUAUUUUUAAGUUAAGGGACAGCAUUUCCAUUCCAGUAAGGCCUAUAACGCUGAGAAUUAUAAAGAUAUAUUUAAAAUAAGCUGUUAAGGAUACUGAAGGCCUUGUUACAACACAGUGCAAAUUUACACUAACAUUUAAUUUUACUACUUCUCAUUUUUAAUUAUUAUUAACUGUAUGCAGAUAUUAUUUUCUAUUAGAUUGGACCACAUCGCGCAGUAAAGAGAAUACACACUGGUUGUACCACUUUAGCAUCGGUUAAGGGACCAGGCGCAAGAUAAUGAUGCUCUUCUGAAAGUGUUGCUGCUCGAGGGACUCUCUCCCUGAUCUAGGAGUGUGUCGCAUAAAACCUGCACUACUGCUACAAUGUCAAUUCUGCUGUUAAUAAUGUGAAGAUUAUAACGAAAAUUGCCAAUCAUGUACCUUGAUGGACCUCCUUUGAAUGUGGAAAUGUAAGAAAGUUCCCCGUUCUGAGACUCGCUGUCAAAGCAUAACAACCCGCUGUGGGAAGUCAUUAGACAAGAUAGAUAAAAGACCUUGAGCAUUUCGCAUUGUUCUUGGUGUGUAGAUUGUACAGUAUUAAACGUGGUAUUCGUUACCUGAGAAUUUUUUUUUUUUUUUUUUUUUUUUUUUUUAAACAAAAAAAGAAAAAAGAUCCCCUUUCCACCGAGUCCCAUUUCCAAUCUUCUUACUGGAAGGUUGGCCGGCCUGGGUAGGCUUUUCUCUCAGAGACGUUCCGCUGAUGCGAGCAGUCUCAUUAAAUCCGAACCGAUAUUUCCAUAAUACUCCCAGUAGAGACUCUUCACUCACAAUAUAAUGGGAUUAUCCACACAACCCCAAACUUCAGACAAAUUGCUCAUGCAUUUCUGUCUGCAUACAUAUUUUUGUCACUGUGCGGAAUUCUGCCUCACACAAAACCACAUUUUAAAGAUAACAAAAUAGCACUUGUACAGAUCAAACGGUGACAUAUUUCGCCAUAACACACGUAUAUAGUCACGUUUGUAUUAAACCAAAAUGUUGACUGCCAUCCGAAAUUAUUAACGGCAUAGAUAGGCCUACCCUUUUUUACAUUUCUUUUUAAAAAUAUAUUUUAUGUGACUGACUGGAUGUUUAUUUACGCAGUUGUUUUAAUCUGACAUUAGUUCACCAGACUACAGAACAAAUCGAAAGCGAAUUAAUAUUAGGCCUCAAAAAUAAUGUGGCAAGCCAAAAUGAAUCAUUGUAAAUAAAGCAUUGCUGUUACAUUUUCAAAUGAAAGAAGAUAUUAAAAAAAUGUUAGUGAAUUGGUGCGCGAGGCUGUUCAAUAAAUGACAAUACUAAAAUCCCAGUGUUUUGCUCCUCUCCCAAGGGAUCUGCCGUGAUACACGACUCUGUACAUUACGUCUCUGUAUUUAUUGCCGACUGUAUGAAUUUUCAUAUUUUCACUUGAGAAAAAUGUGCAAUAUAAAAAUGUAUAUUAUUAUGUUAUUUAUUGAUGGUGUUGUUCUUGGAAAAUAAAUAUUUAAAACGCAUUUUUUUUUUUAAUAUCGUUAUUAUCAUUGUGCACGGUGCAAAUUAAUUUAGCUGAACGCAAUUCAAAUUUAAAUGAUGUGGCAUAAUUCUGUCCACUGUUUAAUUCACUUCGAUUUCUGAUUUAGUUAUUUUUUUUCUAAUUCUAAACAAUAAUAA
This is a messenger RNA of Megalobrama amblycephala (Wuchang bream), 4220 nucleotides long. It is a transcript of the gene evx2, whose product is annotated as even-skipped homeobox 2. The record is from RefSeq and is a predicted model, not a curated record. Lineage: Eukaryota; Metazoa; Chordata; Actinopteri; Cypriniformes; Xenocyprididae. Gene Ontology annotation, cellular component: nucleus. Gene Ontology annotation, molecular function: DNA-binding transcription factor activity, RNA polymerase II-specific; RNA polymerase II cis-regulatory region sequence-specific DNA binding. The coding region runs from base 1217 to 2485 and encodes 422 amino acids. The transcript has 3 exons. Gene Ontology annotation, biological process: regulation of transcription by RNA polymerase II.